AUGCCGCCAUUCAUCUACAUCAACGGCUAUCCCGGGGUGGGCAAGCUCACUGUGGCCAAAGAGCUGAGCAAACUGCUCCCGAAAGCCAAAACUUUUAGCAAUCACCUCCUCAUCGAUCCCGCUGCAGCUGUUUUCGACAGAACUGCGGAAGAGUACCAGCGUCUUCGCCAGGUCUUGCGCAGGGAAGUCUUGACAUCUAUUGCAACCGCCAAGUCAACGCGCGACGUUACCUGGAUCUUUACGGACCAGCAGUCUUCGAGCAAUCUCGGAAGCUCCUCUGCCAGAGACUACCAGAAUGCCGCCCGUGUCCGCGGCUCUCCGUUCAUCUCCAUAGUCCUGCAUUGCGAGCUGGAAGAGAACUUAACGAGGGCCACAGGUAGGGAUAGAGGCAAGGGAUCCAAUACCAAACUCACCAAUCUAGACAUUCUGCGCAGUAUCAGGGAAAGAGAGGACAUAUUUCGUUUCCAAGAUGAAUAUGAACUGGAGCUGGACGUCACGCAGUUGACUCCCAGCGAAGCGGCUGCCGCGAUCCGCGAUCACGUUGGUACGGCCCUCCGGUGA
Molecule: messenger RNA, 561 nt
Organism: Colletotrichum navitas
Lineage: Eukaryota; Fungi; Ascomycota; Sordariomycetes; Glomerellales; Glomerellaceae
Exons: 3
Coding region: 1-561 (186 amino acids)
Source: RefSeq, a predicted model, not a curated record